Molecule: messenger RNA, 5212 nt
Organism: Drosophila takahashii
Lineage: Eukaryota; Metazoa; Arthropoda; Insecta; Diptera; Drosophilidae
Gene: dnc
Product: phosphodiesterase dunce
Biological process (GO): signal transduction
Cellular component (GO): perinuclear region of cytoplasm; nucleus; cytosol
Molecular function (GO): 3',5'-cyclic-AMP phosphodiesterase activity
Source: RefSeq, a predicted model, not a curated record
AAAUAAUAUUACUAAAAAAGGGGAAAAAUAUUUAAAUACCCCAUAAUAUUGUAGAGACUUAAAGGUAAAGAUAACAGCUUGGAAAUAUUUCUGCCAGAUGCUAUAAUUAAAUUUAAUGAAGCUCUUCAGCCCGAAAUUCGACAAGAGAAUUUUAAAAGCACAGAGUUCUUUGCUAAUCCAGUAAAGAAGCCAAGAUGCUCCGAGCAGAAAAAGUGAAAGAAAAAGCAGACAGGGAACCCAAGGAAUUCGUCAAAAUUGAAAUGCUUGUGGGUCCGAUGUCUAAGUGCUCGUGUCGCAUAAUUAACGCAUUCUCUGGUGCAGUAAAUGUAAAUGUAAAUCUUAAAUGGUGCAUGGCAAUACGGUAUCGGGUAUCUGGUAACUCGGAUCUUGCAGAUAUAUUCUGCUAGGAUAAAUGGAUGGAUGGAUGGAUGGGGGUCACAUAAUCAUCAUGUUAGCUGGGCUUAAAAUUCAUUUCGCUGGCAACAAUAUAGCGGCGAACAGAAAACCGAAAACACAGAACUUAUUUAUAAAACUGAGCAGUCGAGUGGAUGAAUAUGCCGCUCCUUCUGCCCGCUCCCGUAUUUUAUUUAUUUUUUUUCUUGUUGUUUUUGGUUUUGGGGCCCUGAAACGAACGGAACGAUAAAAAUAAACCAAAAGCCAAACGGCGGACGAGACAAAACUGUUUUUCACCAAAAAAAAAACGAAAUAACCGAAAAAAACACGCAAAAACACGAAAAGUCACAAAGGUGUAAAAUACAUAUUGAAAAUGUUGAAUUUCCCUUUUGUUUGCAUUGCGCGUUAAUUUCCACAGCAGCAGAGAUAAAUACAUAAAACGCCGAGAAAUUCAAGAGAAGCGGAAGAAAAAAGCUAAGGCCAAAAAGCAAUUAAAACAAAUUGUGCCGUAAGUCAGGUCGGUGGGCUUACAGCCCAGUUCCCCGGAAAAAAACCAAAAAAAAAACCGAAACAAAAAAAACCAAAAAAACACAAAAAAAGAAAACAAAACAAAACAGGAAACCACCGCAGGAUCUACAGGGAAAACAGGACCCACCGCCCUCAAAAGAAACGCGAAAAGCCAGAGAAAAAUACAAAAGUAAGCCAUGUCCCAGGAGAGUAAUAGUGGUGCAGGAGGAGCACCAGGAGGAGGAGGCAAUGGUGCACCACCACCGCAGUACAUAAUAACCACGCCCAGCGAAGUGGAUGCGGAUGAGGUGCGCUCCAUGGGCGACUUGGAGCUGGGCUCCCCGCAAUCCCAGCAAGCCCAGCAAAUGCAGAUGCAGAGCCAGAAGUUCUCGAGCUCCACCACCAAGGUGGCCUCCUCCACCACUCGCUCCUUUUCGAUGAGCAGCAGCCUGCAGCAGCAGAAGCAGGAGAAGCAGGAGAACAGCCUGCAGCAAUCGCAGCAGAAGAUCAUCUCCAGUUCGACGCGCAGCCAGAGCCUUCAGUCCAGCACGAUUGUGGGCGAGGCCACCACCAUUUCGAGUGGCGCCACCCAGAUGCUCACAGCCGCCCAGGCGGCCACCUUGGCCCAGCAGCUGAAGGCCCAGAGCUCCACGUCGAUAAUCACGAGCAGCGAGCAGCGGACCAGCACGAGCACGAGCAGCAGCAGCAGCACUCGAUUCGUGGCCAGUGGAGCACCCUCUAGCUCCUCCGGUGGAGGCGGUGGCGUUGGUAACUCCGGCAACAACAGCAAGACCCGCUUCCAGAGUUUCCUCCAGCAGCCGGAGGGAGCCCAUGGCUUCCUUACCGCCCACCAGAAGCAUGUGCGCCAGUUUGUGCGCUCCACAUCGGCCCACUCGGAGGCGGCCGCCGGUGGUUCCUCCGGCAGCGGCAGGCCGGAAAAGUGCAUCCGCAGCGCCUCCACGCAGAUCGAUGAUACCACCGUUGGCGGCGGCGGAGGAGUGGUGGAUUCGUCGUCGGGCAGCUUGGCGGACAGCGCCGCCACCGGCGGAUCCAUGCAGCUGUCGAUGAGCAAAAUGGGCCUCCAGCAGUCCUCCUCGAUCCUCAUCUCCAAGUCGGCCGAGACCAUCGAGAUGAAGAGCAGCUCCUCGUCGGCCGGCAUGCGCACCCAGUUGACCUUGAGUGGCGGCUUUCUCGCUCCGCCCGGCAGCCGGAAGAUCACCAUCUUGAGCCCCAUCCACGCGCCGCCCGGCCUCCACGACAUGCUAAAAAGGGCCCAGGGACGCUCGCCCCUCUCGCCCAGGAUCAGCUUCCCCGGCAGCGAUUCGGACCUCUUCGGUUUCGAUGUAGAAAAUGGCCAGGGCGCUCGAUCACCGCUCGAGGGCGGCUCUCCCAGCGCCGGUUUGGUUCUACAGAAUUUGCCGCAGCGUCGCGAAUCGUUUCUAUAUCGCUCCGAUUCCGACUUUGAGAUGUCGCCCAAGUCCAUGUCUCGAAACUCAAGCAUCGCUAGCGAAAGGUUUAAAGAACAGGAAGCCUCUAUACUCGUUGACCGAUCCCAUGGCGAGGAUCUCAUUGUGACGCCUUUCGCCCAAAUUUUAGCCAGCUUACGUUCAGUGCGCAACAAUUUAUUAAGUCUGACAAAUGUUCCAGCAUCAAACAAGCGGCCCAACCAAUCCUCGUCGGCCUCCCGAUCGGGAAAUCCCUCGGGAGCCCCGCUGUCCCAGGGCGAGGAGGCCUACACCCGCCUGGCCACCGACACCAUCGAGGAGCUGGACUGGUGCCUCGACCAGCUGGAGACCAUCCAGACCCAUCGCAGCGUCUCCGACAUGGCUUCGCUCAAGUUCAAACGCAUGCUCAACAAGGAGCUGUCACACUUCAGCGAGUCCAGCAGAUCGGGAAAUCAGAUUUCCGAGUACAUUUGUUCCACAUUUUUGGACAAGCAGCAGGAGUUCGACUUGCCGUCGCUGCGCGUGGAGGAUAAUCCGGAGCUGGUGGCCGCCAAUGCCGCCGCCAGCGGCCAGCAGUCCGCUGGCCAGUACGCCCGCUCCCGCUCCCCCCGCGGCCCGCCCAUGUCGCAGAUCAGCGGCGUGAAGCGGCCCCUUUCGCACACCAACAGCUUCACCGGCGAACGGCUGCCCACCUUCGGCGUGGAGACGCCCAGGGAGAACGAGCUGGGCACCCUGCUCGGCGAACUGGACACCUGGGGCAUCCAGAUAUUCAGCAUCGGCGAGUUCAGCGUCAACCGACCGCUCACCAGUGUGGCAUACACCAUAUUUCAGAGUAGAGAAUUACUGACCAGUCUUAUGAUACCACCGAAAACUUUUCUUAACUUUAUGACUACUCUGGAGGACCACUACGUCAAAGACAAUCCGUUUCACAAUUCGCUGCAUGCCGCCGACGUGACCCAGAGCACCAAUGUGCUACUCAAUACACCGGCGCUGGAGGGCGUAUUCACACCGCUCGAGGUGGGCGGGGCACUGUUCGCCGCUUGCAUCCACGAUGUUGAUCAUCCCGGCUUAACCAAUCAGUUCUUGGUUAACUCAAGUUCCGAACUAGCAUUAAUGUACAAUGACGAAUCUGUUUUGGAAAAUCAUCAUUUAGCUGUUGCCUUUAAAUUAUUGCAAAAUCAAGGAUGUGAUAUAUUCUGUAAUAUGCAAAAGAAACAACGCCAAACAUUGAGGAAAAUGGUUAUUGAUAUUGUGCUGUCCACGGACAUGUCCAAGCACAUGAGUCUGCUGGCCGACCUGAAGACAAUGGUGGAAACCAAGAAGGUGGCCGGCUCCGGAGUCCUGCUGCUGGACAACUACACCGAUCGCAUACAGGUGCUCGAGAAUCUGGUGCACUGCGCCGAUCUGAGCAAUCCCACCAAGCCGCUGCCGCUUUACAAGCGCUGGGUGGCCCUGCUCAUGGAGGAGUUCUUCCUGCAGGGCGACAAGGAGCGCGAGUCGGGCAUGGACAUCAGUCCCAUGUGCGAUCGCCACAACGCCACCAUCGAGAAGUCGCAGGUGGGCUUCAUCGACUAUAUCGUCCACCCGCUGUGGGAGACCUGGGCGGACCUGGUGCACCCGGACGCCCAGGACAUACUCGACACGCUUGAAGAGAACAGAGACUACUACCAGAGCAUGAUACCGCCCUCGCCGCCGCCGUCGGGGGUCGAUGAGAAUCCGCAGGAGGACAGGAUACGCUUUCAAGUAACCCUGGAGGAGUCCGACCAGGAGAACCUCGCCGAGCUGGAGGAGGGCGACGAGAGUGGCGGCGAGAGCACCACCACCGGAACAACCGGAACCACCGCCGCCUCCGCGCUGGGCGGGGCUGGGGGCGGUGGCGGUGCUGGCGGGGGCGUGGCACCCAGGACGGGUGGCUGCCAAAACCAACCGCAGCACGGUGGAAUGUGACGGAGAGUCGUGGGAAUUUAUCGCAAAAUACAGGAAAAGGCUCACAACUUUUUCCUAUUACGUUAGUGACUACUAUUAACACACAAAAACCAAACAAAAACCAAAAACGAAAAACUCAAAAAAAAACAAAGAAAAACUCUUGGAAAAAUGCAAAAAAAAAAUACAAAAAAAAACCAAAAAGCCAACUAAAGAAAUAUUAAACAAAUGUUUAAAGCAUACAAAGAAUCCAAAACAGCAAUAGCAAAAGUACCGUUUAACUUAUAAAGCCUAGAGAAAAACGAAAAAGGAAAUUAGAAAUUUACUUAAUGGAACACCGAGAUUGAUGUUGAAAAUACACUGAAAAAAAGAGAUCACGAGGAGAUGAGCUAACUAAGAGAAAUCUUACAUAUUGUUAAACGUACACACACACACUAAAUCCAAGACAAAGCAAAGAUAAUGAGAAACCCCAUUGAUAAGUAAUACUAAGAAGAUACCAAAACUACCGCCCCCUUCCCCCAAUUAUAUAGACGAUUUUUGUUGCAUGUGUAGGCAAAUGAUUUUUGUUAAAUUCAUCUGAAGUGGGACAUCAAUCGGAGAAAAACCCCCUGAGCCCCCUAACCAAGUCUCCUCUUUUAAACCAUUGACUAAAGUGAAAUAUUUAAAAACAAGAAAAACAACCGAACGGAAGGAAUAAUUAAUACGACUUAGCUUAAGAGAAGUUUUUAAGUUUUGAAUGUUUUGCAUGCCCGAACAGAUUCAUUUUACUCGAUUGAUAACGUUAGAUCUAACUUUAGACCGAUUAACGCUAACGGCAACACACAUAUGGAAUUUUUUAUGAUUUAGACCCCAGCGAUAGAAGCGAAAACAAAAAGAAAAACAAAAACUAAAACCAACCAUGUUAAGUGUAAGAACCCAGUGAAUUAAACCAAAAUUGAAAGCCA